Messenger RNA from Salvelinus sp. IW2-2015, 704 nucleotides. Its product is annotated as clarin-3. The record is from RefSeq and is a predicted model, not a curated record. NCBI's taxonomy places the organism in Eukaryota, Metazoa, Chordata, Actinopteri, Salmoniformes, Salmonidae.
CGUGCAUCUCCUUCCUGGUGCUCAUCCUGUACGUAGUGAACGUCCAGCUGACCGAAAUGUCUGAAGACCUGGUGAGGAACGACGUGGGAAGUGCUUCAUUCUACCUGAAGGACAAGACCUCAGAGUUCCAGGUGGGAUACUACCUGCUGAUCCCCUACAUGGUGCUGAGUCUGCUCGCCAUCCUCCUGGUCUACCUGUAUGAGCACGCUGCCUACACACACAGACAGGAGCAGCAGAGGCCCACAGAGGACGCUCCUAAAGAGAUCAUGAUGUAUUAAUAUAUAUACACAGGAUACAGAUUCAUAAGAUCCUGACUACAACAUCUCCCUAACAGACGGACACAGACUGUGUUGACUAGUAAAACUCUGUGUCCUGAAAUGUGCGUGAUCCAGGACUGAUCRGAGCCCUUAUAACAUAUCUCACAMGCUUAUAUAAUUAACUCGGAUCACCUUGUUUCAUCGUUACUACAUUUUCCUCUUGCUUUAUGUUUAUAUAUUUAUGAAUAGCUGACAUUUUACAAUCCYAUUMAACUCAAAUGCUUWAAAAAAAUGACACUUCCUGCUUAGUAAAAUACUGUGAGGUUGAUGGUGUGUUUAUCUACWAACAGAAGAAUACAGCAAGUUGAUUACACUUAUAUAUAGUUGUUUUUUUAAACACCAGAAGACAAUAAAUUGGUUUCUUCCGUAAAUAAAUCAUAAUAUAUA